Bursaphelenchus xylophilus (pine wood nematode) is the source of this 672-nucleotide messenger RNA. The record is from the annotation of a GenBank genome assembly. Lineage: Eukaryota; Metazoa; Nematoda; Chromadorea; Rhabditida; Aphelenchoididae.
AUGUCAUUAAUUUUUGUUCGCGGUGGUGUGAAGAGUGAGUUGAUAGCAAGAUGCCCGAGGAAAACGAUCUAGCUCGUCCGCCAGAGACCGAACUCAAGGACGAUUCCUCCAAUUCUGGAAAGAAUGAAUCGACCAAACAAACCGGCCGAGGAACCCACAAGACCAAGCAUUGGCGGAUCGAAACGUAAGACACACCCUUUUGUUUGUUAUGCAAUUUUAGAUUGUACUGUACAUUUCAUCUUUUAGCCCUACCAAUGCAAAGCACAAGAUGCCUCCGAAGGGUUGGGUGAAGAUCUACAUCCGAGUUCGCUUCUCUCCCACCGAAGUUCGCUACAUGAAGCUGAAAUACGACGAGAACAAGACUCCAGACGAGAAAGACAGGAAUGUCAGACAUUUGUUCGAGCUGUGGGAUGGUUCCAUCUUGAAGGACGCUGAUUUCCGCCAGAUGAAGUCCACUCUCUUCGCCGUUCUCAAAGUCAAUGGUCAAAGACAGGCGCUUCAGGUAAGACUUGAUCGUUUUUAUGUAGUUUUUAGGAUAUGAUGGGCAACAACUGCACUGUGCAAGCCCCCCAAUACAUCCGCAUCAAGGUCCCAUUUGGCGACAACCCUCAAGGCGCGAAUGCGGAAUCUCUGAACUCAUGUGCUGAAAUUCUUGUCUCUCCGGCCAAUUGA